AUGGCUUCCGAGCAGACCUUCAUCAUGAUCAAGCCUGACGGCGUUCAGCGUGGCCUCGUCGCCCCCAUCAUCAGCCGCUUCGAGAAGCGUGGCUACAAGCUUGUCGCCUUGAAGAUGGCCGAGCCCAGCGAGCAGCUGCUCCGUGAGCACUACGCCGACCUGCAGGAGAAGCCCUUCUUCCCUGGUUUGCUCAAGUACAUGCGCUCCGGCCCGGUUGUCGCCACCGUCUGGGAGGGUAAGGACGUCGUCAAGACUGGCCGCACCAUCCUCGGUGCCACCAACCCCUUGGCUUCCCAGCCGGGCACCAUUCGCGGUGACUUUGCCAUUGAUGUUGGUCGCAAUGUCUGCCACGGCUCGGACUCUGUCGAGUCCGCCAAGAAGGAGAUUUCUCUGUGGUUCAAGCCCGAGGAGGUCUUCCGCUACAAGCCCGCCACUUUCGACUGGAUCUACGAAUAA
Molecule: messenger RNA, 456 nt
Organism: Wickerhamiella sorbophila
Lineage: Eukaryota; Fungi; Ascomycota; Dipodascomycetes; Dipodascales; Trichomonascaceae
Product: Nucleoside diphosphate kinase
Exons: 1
Coding region: 1-456 (151 amino acids)
Biological process (GO): CTP biosynthetic process; GTP biosynthetic process; UTP biosynthetic process
Molecular function (GO): nucleoside diphosphate kinase activity
Source: RefSeq, a predicted model, not a curated record